Molecule: messenger RNA, 903 nt
Organism: Emiliania huxleyi CCMP1516
Lineage: Eukaryota; Haptophyta; Isochrysidales; Noelaerhabdaceae
Exons: 6
Coding region: 1-903 (300 amino acids)
Source: RefSeq, a predicted model, not a curated record
AUGCUCCCGGCGGAGCCCAACUGCUCGCACUCGACAAGGCAGUCCAUCCACUCGCGGCAGCUGAAGUCGAACUUCCACUCGAUGCGGCUCGCGCCGGAUUGUGAGCUCGGCGAGCGAGCGCUGCAUUGCGACCGCAGUGGCUCAGCUCAGCCAGGGCUCGCUCGCCCAAGCUCGGAGCCGCUGCCGGUCAUGGGCAGCAACAAAGAUUUGACGCGUCGCUCGGUGCAGGAGGGCACUGCAGUAGAGGUGCAGAGGCCGUCCGGCGCGCGCGCGAUGGGCUACGGCUUCAUUGGCAGCUACCAGAGCGCGUCUGGAGCGCUGCCAUUGCCCGAGCUCCGGACGCCAAACGGGCCGGAAGGAGCCGAGGCUGGGCGCUCGUCAGGCGUGCGGAGGCGAUCUUCUUCGGCUUGGACCAAGCGUACCAGCCCUCCGGGGCUGCCGCGGGUCGCCCAAGUGGUCACCUUCCAGCUGAUGGAGUGUGCAGAUGAUGCCAUUAAGGCGCUCUUCGCCGCCGACGGAGCCGGCCUGAAGGGAAAGGUGUCCAAAAAGAAGGCGCUCGCGCAGCUCCUGUGCGACUAUGGAGGACCCGUCGCCAGACGACGCAGGGCAGAAGACGGUGAGGCGGAGCAGACGUGCAGGGCGAGACGAGGGAGGGAGCAGGACUUUGCGGAGAUCAGCAGGAGGAUGUACGAAGAGAUUAGGAGCAGCAGGGACCCGAGGGACCAUGACCCUGAGUUCGUCGGGGGGGUGUUGCCGGCGCUGGUAGAUGAUCUCUCGGAGAAGAGCCGGAGGGACCUUGGCGCCGGGGUCACGAGGAACUUGCAAGUCGUGGCCGAGGCGGCGACGGGAGCGGUGCAGAGAGGCUCGGCCGGCCUUGAGGGAGUCGCGGAGGAGGAGGGAUAA